Doryrhamphus excisus (bluestripe pipefish) is the source of this 922-nucleotide messenger RNA. Its product is annotated as lysosomal-associated transmembrane protein 4B-like. Gene Ontology annotation, cellular component: lysosomal membrane. NCBI's taxonomy places the organism in Eukaryota, Metazoa, Chordata, Actinopteri, Syngnathiformes, Syngnathidae. The record is from RefSeq and is a predicted model, not a curated record.
GUUUUAAUUUGAAAGCGGAAGCUGGUUUGACGCGGUGCUGCGUUUUAGUCUGCCCACGUCGAUAAAGAACGAACAAUUCACAGGCGGGCAGAUAGUGUUCGCCAGUAUCCAUUGAGGGCACACAUUGUAAGGACGAUAUUUCUGCUUUUAAUGCUGCUUUAACCGCUAACAGGAUGACGACAUCCCCGUGGGACUACUGGUACUCCACAAGCUGCUGCUUGUGCUGUCAUGUCCGCACAGGUACCAUCAUUCUGGGGGUCUGGUACAUGCUCAUCAACGCUGUGGUCUUACUCAUCCUGCUCACAGCGCUCGGUGAUCCUGAGCAGUACCACCUGACCAGUGCUGAGUUGGCUAAUGACUUGGACGUCAUGGAUGAUGCCAAUAUGUGCAUCGGCUCAGCCAUAUCUCUGCUGAUGAUACUCAUAUGUGGGAUGGCAACAUAUGGUGCAUACAAGUUGCGUGCCGCCUGGAUCAUCCCGUUUUUCUGCUAUCAGAUCUUUGACUUUGCACUCAAUACCCUUGUUGCUGUGAGCAUUGUGGUCUAUCCAAACACGAUACAGGAUUACCUGCAGCAGUUGCCUGACAAUUUUCCCUACAAAGAGGAGAUUGCAGCUCUUAGUAAUGUGUGCAUGGUCCUCGUCGUGCUGCUCUUCAUCAGCUGUAUUCUGGCUUUCAAGGCUUACCUGUUAGCAUGCGUGUGGAACUGCUACAGAUACGUGUGCAGCCGCGGCACUGCAGAGAUCCUCCUCUAUGUUACAACCAAUGACACAACGGUGCUUCUUCCUCCUUAUGAUAACAGCGUGAGUGUUCCGACAAAACAAGGUACCCCUCCGUCCUUUUCCACAGUGACAGCAUGAAAAUAUUUCCAAGAUUCCCGACUUAUAUCCGAUGUUUCUACAAUCCAUGUGCGUACCUCGCUGCC